AGUGGUUCCGCCUGUGUCCGAGUGUGCGUGCAUAUAUACGAGUUUUAACAGCUCAACCAACUAGACCGACCUGUAGUUUUAAUUCACUUCCAAAAUUUAUAUCAGUUGGAAACUAAACGCUUCACUGUUGAAUAGCUCUCAAAAAAUAGUCUGUAUAGUGAAAAGUGUCAUACCAAUAAUAAACACACGUAUUCUGCUAUAACAUAUAUAGACGGGUAUUAAAUAAUAAAAAUGCACAGCAAAUUACUGGAUGAGAUCAAUGAAAAGGGUUACAUAAUUCUGGAAAAUUUUCUUACGGAGGACGAAGUUGCGGAAUUAUAUAAGGCUGGACGUACAUUGUGUCUCGAGGCACCUAAAGCAAAUCGUAAAAUAUUUAGUACUGUAAAAUGUGAGGACGCACAUAGUAAGGAAACGUACUUUUUGGAAUCAGGUGAUAAAGUACGCUACUUCUUUGAAGAAGGUGCUUUAAACGAAGAUGGCGAGCUACUAGUUGAUCCUAUGUGUGCAUUAAAUAAGGUUGGCCAUGCUUUGCAUGUUGAGCAUCCAACUUUUGAGAAAAUUACGUUUAGUAAACGAGUAAAAGAUAUUUGCUGGCAGUUAAAUUAUAAUAAACCAGCAGUAUGUCAGAGCAUGUAUAUAUACAAAAAUCCUGGAAUUGGAGGUGAAGUGAUAGCCCAUCAGGAUUCCUGGUUUUUGCAUACUGAACCUAAUUCUGCGAUUGGGUUUUGGUUUGCUUUAGAAGAUUGCACUCUACAAAACGGUUGCUUAGAGUUUAUACCAGGUUCACACAAAAGUGGCGUUCAUAGACGAUACUUGCGCAACACCGAUAAGCAAGCAAGGCAGCUUAUGAUGUAUGAUAGACCUGCGCCAGACUACCCUCAAAACAAUUUCAUUCCUUUGACAGUUAGCAAAGGUACCUGCGUCAUUAUACAUGGCAAUGUUAUACAUAAGAGCGAGCCAAAUUUGUCAAGGAAAAGUCGUCAUGCUUACACUUUUCAUGUUAUUGAAACUGAAAAUAAUGUUAAAUAUUCAGAAGGAAAUUGGUUGCAGCCACCAGAGAAUAAACCAUUUCAAAUUCUAUUUGAAAGAAAGAAUUAA
Molecule: messenger RNA, 1098 nt
Organism: Teleopsis dalmanni
Lineage: Eukaryota; Metazoa; Arthropoda; Insecta; Diptera; Diopsidae
Gene: Phyhd1
Product: phytanoyl-CoA dioxygenase domain-containing protein 1 homolog
Exons: 4
Coding region: 232-1098 (288 amino acids)
Source: RefSeq, a predicted model, not a curated record